Molecule: messenger RNA, 1191 nt
Organism: Ascoidea rubescens DSM 1968
Lineage: Eukaryota; Fungi; Ascomycota; Saccharomycetes; Ascoideales; Ascoideaceae
Gene: SPT3
Product: transcriptional regulator SPT3
Exons: 1
Coding region: 137-1147 (336 amino acids)
Biological process (GO): transcription by RNA polymerase II
Cellular component (GO): SAGA complex
Molecular function (GO): protein heterodimerization activity; transcription coregulator activity
Source: RefSeq, a predicted model, not a curated record
AAAUGAAUCAGUGGUACUUAUUGCUAUAACUGUGAGAUCGAAGAAUGACAAAAUUGAUAUAAAAGAACAAGAAACAAUAGGAAAUAAUAAGAAACAAUAGAAAAUAGACAAGAGAAGAAUACUAUAAAGACUGAAAAUGGCGGAUAAAUACAAGUAUAAAAUAGAAAUCCAGCAAAUGAUGUUUGUGAGUGGAGAAACCAACGAGCCGCCGAUAGAGACUACAUCGAUCAUUGAGGACAUUGUGCGAGGACAGGUUGUUGAGAUAUUGCUACAGGCAAGCAGAACAGCGUAUGCUAGAAACACAAAGAGCAUUGCGCCAGAGGAUGUUAUCUUUUUGAUUCGCCACGACAAGGCAAAGGUGAAUCGACUACGAACGUAUUUGUCAUGGAAGGACGUGCGAAAAAACGCCAAAGAUCAGGAAAAUGGAGGUGUGGAUCCCAGCGCAGAUUUGAUCGACGAGCAUGGAGGAGGCCCAGGAGGAGGCACCAAGGGUGGAAUGCUACUCAAUGGUGGCAGCAACGGCAGCAGUGUUGGUGCAAACAAUGGAGGAAACAUCAUGAAGUUAAAGAAGUCGAAAAUCCGGUUGCCAUGGGAGUUGCCCUUCAUGUUCAGCGAGCAGCCCUUGGAGAACAACGAAGACGAUGAUUUGGUGGACGACGACGAGAAGAAGGCGAUCAUUGCGUCGUUGAAGAGGUUGAAGCAGGCAGACGAGAGGACGAAGGGCAUGACGAAGGACGAGUACGUGCACUGGUCGGAGUGCCGGCAGGCGUCGUUCACAUUCCGAAAGGCGAAGCGGUUUAAGGACUGGUGCGGAACGAGCUACAUUUUGGAGACGAAGCCAUCGGACGAUGUAAUCGACAUCUUGGGGUUUUUGACGUUUGAGAUCGUGUGCUCGUUGACGGAAGAGGCGUUGGAGGUGAAGAGCCACGAAGAGUCGUUGCGCAAAGACCAGCAGCGCACGGAGGCCAGCGCGGGCGGACGCAAGCGAAGGCGGUACCUUUUUGAUGGGCCUGAAGAGGCCGCGCAGGCGUUGCAGCCCGGGCACAUCGAGGAGGCGUGGCGCCGGCUCCAGCAGGUGUCGCAUCGCCAUCGAGCGUUGCUAAACCACCGCGGCGGCAAGCUCUUCGCGCGGACGCAGAUUAUCUAAUCGUUUGGUCAGCGCUGAGUCAGCUGGUUGUUUUGGCUGCACAU